AUGCUCGCUUUUCUCCUUAUUGUCCCAUUUAUUCUUGCUAUACCGUGCAAUGUCAUAAUAGUGGAUGAGUACGGGCUUUCGCUCAAUCUGAAUAGAUCUGUCGCGGUCGAUCAAUGUCUCGAACGCUUUGCUCCCAGAGACUAUCUUCUGACGUUGCCGCAGAGCACGGAAAAUGAGAAAGUGUUGCAGGACACUUUGGAAACUGUCGCGGAAGCAGACACCGAUCACGUUGCUAUGUUCUUCGCUAUAAUUCACUACUACGGCUUCGACACCUCUAUCGCCGCACUAAGCAGUCCCCCAAAACUCAAUGUUCUCUACUCCAAAAUGAUGAUGGCGUACGGUUGGGACGGCACGCUGGACGACAUUGCGGAGUGCGCGGAGUUCAAACCUGCACAAAAUCGCAGUUUUUCUCUAAAUGUCAUCCCCGUAUAUAACCAGGCGAUAGGCAUGAUAUCAUAA
Molecule: messenger RNA, 459 nt
Organism: Ogataea haglerorum
Lineage: Eukaryota; Fungi; Ascomycota; Pichiomycetes; Pichiales; Pichiaceae
Exons: 1
Coding region: 1-459 (152 amino acids)
Source: RefSeq, a predicted model, not a curated record